Messenger RNA from Carya illinoinensis, 1417 nucleotides. RefSeq lists its product as uncharacterized. NCBI's taxonomy places the organism in Eukaryota, Viridiplantae, Streptophyta, Magnoliopsida, Fagales, Juglandaceae. The transcript has 9 exons. The record is from RefSeq and is a predicted model, not a curated record. Gene Ontology annotation, molecular function: S-adenosylmethionine-dependent methyltransferase activity. The coding region runs from base 69 to 1217 and encodes 382 amino acids.
ACAAUUACCGUUAGCUCCCUUCUCACUUCUCCCUUCUUCUGCUUCUUCUGUCGCUCUGAGUGACUCCAAUGGCGUUGUGUGGCCCCGCUACUCACGGCCUUUCUCUUGUCUGCUCCAAAAGCCACGCAAGAACGAGAAGACCAAGAAGAAGUAGAGGCUCUGGGGUGGUUCAGAUUCUUGCGGGGUAUGACGUGACUGGAAUGGAAGGUGUAGAAGUGGAGGGGUUCGAUGAAGGACAAUUGGAGCGUCCCAAAUGGGUUGGUGAAACCCCUCUCUCUCGCUUCGUCGGUGCUGUAAUUUCGUUCAAGCCUCUCUACUCUCUGCUCAAGCUCGGAGCCAGACGCGUCCUUAUCGACACUGCUGAGAAGAAGAACAUUCCGUGGAGGGAAAUGACAACGGAGAUUCUGGAAUCAGAUGUAUACAAGGAAUUGGAGAGCAUUCAGAACCCUUCAGUUGUAUACCCAGAUUACUAUUUGAAUGCUUUCCAUGCAUAUGAUGAGGGCAACCUUUCAUGGUUGGCCGCUGCUGAAGCAGAGGCUGCAACCUUGUCAAUGGCAAGACGAACCGUACCUGAUGCUUCUUCAUUAGAUGAAGCUAAUGAAGUAGUACGUGGAAAUUGGCUUCAAGCAAUUGAGCAACAUCAUCUACAGUAUUCUGGAAAUUCCAUGAUCAGGGACAUUCUAGAUAUUGGAUGCUCUGUAGGUGUCAGCACAGGAUAUCUUGCUGACAAGUUUCCAUUGGCCAAGGUCACUGGUCUAGAUUUGUCACCUUACUUUGUUGCUGUAGCUCAAUUCAAGGAAAAGAAAAGAUUUCCUCGAAAGAAUCCAAUCAGCUGGAUUCAUGCAAAUGGGGAAGACACGGGAUUGUCUUCCAACUCAUUUGACAUUGUUUCCAUGGCUUAUGUGCUUCAUGAAUGUCCUAAUAGAGCAAUAGUCAAUCUAGUGAAGGAAGCAUUCCGUCUCCUUCGACCUGGAGGCACCGUUGCCUUAACAGACACUGCGCCAAAGUCAAAGAUCCUUCAGUGGUGUGUUGGGUGUGCCAGAAAUCAGGAAUUGUCUCCAGUUCUGUUCACAUUGAUGAAGAGCACUGAACCGUUUUUAGAUGAAUAUUACUUGACUGAUUUGGAAGGAACAAUGAGAGAAUUUGGCUUUGUGAAUGUAACGACUCUUCUGACAGACCCAAGACACAGGACAGUGACUGGCACGGUGCCUCGUUAAGAGAUCAAACUUGAUCCAAUUGACAACACCAUUACCUGCUCUCUCUGCCACAUUCAAUAGCACAAAUCUACAACGUUUUCAUCAUUUACCAUAUAAUGUUGAACCAACUUCUGAGGGAUUUUCAUUUUUGUAUUUUGUUCUUCUUGGAGUCGCAGAUUUCGCAGAAGCCCCAAUAUUACUUAAGAUUUUUUGCAUUACAA